Messenger RNA from Acomys russatus (golden spiny mouse), 901 nucleotides. RefSeq names its product mitochondrial ribosome recycling factor (gene Mrrf). NCBI's taxonomy places the organism in Eukaryota, Metazoa, Chordata, Mammalia, Rodentia, Muridae. Gene Ontology annotation, cellular component: mitochondrion. The record is from RefSeq and is a predicted model, not a curated record. Gene Ontology annotation, molecular function: ribosomal large subunit binding. Bases 49 to 831 code for a protein of 260 amino acids. The transcript is spliced from 6 exons. Gene Ontology annotation, biological process: translation.
UUUCUUUCCUGACUCUUCAGUGGCUGUUUCUGAGGAUUGUCUUCCAUCAUGGCAGGGAAGUGCUUCCGGCUGCUGCACCCUGCCUUCCGCAGUUACCUUACUACUUUGACCAGACCUGUUUCGGAAAUCUCCGUGAAGACCAUUAGCGGAAGCCAGCCUGACCACAGACACUACUCUGCCCAUCCAGGGGUACCAGUUCGUCAUUUCGCAACCAAGAAGGCCAAAGCUAAAGGGAAAGGACAGUCCCAGGCCAGGGUGAAUAUCAAUGCCGCCUUGGUUGAGGAUGUAAUCGACUUGGAAGAGGUGGAUGAAGAAAUGAAAUCUGUGAUGGAAGCACUCAAAGAUAAUUUCAAUAAGACCCUCAACAUAAGGACUGCACCAGGAUCCCUUGAUCAUGUUACUGUGGUAACUGCUGAUGGGAAGCUUGCUCUUAAUCAGAUUGGCCAGAUCUCCAUGAAAUCGCCACAGUUGAUUUUGGUGAACAUGGCCAGCUUCCCAGAGUGUACAGCUGCAGCUAUCAAGGCUAUAAGAGAAAGUGGAAUGAAUCUGAACCCAGAAGUGGAAGGAACAUUAAUUCGAGUGCCCAUUCCUAAAGUAACCAGGGAACACAGAGAAAUGCUGGUAAAACUGGCCAAGCAGAACACCAACAAGGCCAAAGAAAAUUUACGGAAGGUUCGUACUAAUGCAAUGAAUAAACUGAAGAAAUCAAAGGACAAAACCUCGGAGGACACCAUUAGACUCAUAGAGAAGCAGAUCAGCCAAAUGGCCGACGACACGAUGGCAGAGCUGGACCGGCAUUUGGCAGCAAAGACCAAAGAGCUCCUCGGAUGAACGUCAGCAGCCACAGCCGCACAUCAGAGUCCAGUUUCAUCCCUUAGGUGCCAAGCUGGUGCCUCCACUA